ACAGUUGGUGAAGACAGCAGAAUCAUGGGUUCUUUAGGUGUUGUUAGUGCAUUAGUGCUUCUGAGCUGUGGCUUGCUGAUAUCUGUUUCUGCUAUUCCAGCCAUCCAGGGUUCGGAAUUAGAUUACACUGAAACAACAUGUUUGGAUUCUGACCUUAGUCUCAGUUGUGAUGAUGGUGUGAUCUUUGUAAAGUCAGCAAGAUUUGGUUGGCGAAGCACCCGCCUUUGUGGCCCUGGAAGGCCACAUUUUGAAACCGAUCCUGCUAGGUGUUUAAGAGAGAUUCCUAUUAUACCUAAAUGGUGUAAUGGUCAGGCGACAUGUAUGAUAAACAAGGAAAAAAUUGGAAGACCACAUCGUUGUUUUUUCACUCAUUACACCACCACCUACAUUUGUAUUCCAGCAAAAACAAUUGAGAUUUGUGAAGAUGAACGCGGGCUCUUAAGAUGUGGUAAUGGUAGGAUUAAGGUGAUUGCUGCGAACUAUGGACGUACAGAUGGUACUACCUGCUUGAGAAGACCACCAUUCAGAAGGCGUCUGAACACCAACUGUUAUUCACAAAACACACUGGAUCUUGUGUCUCAAAGAUGUGAUGGGAGAAGACGCUGCUCCUUAACUGCAACCAAUGAUGUCUUCUCUGAUCCGUGUGCUGGCACACGCAAGUACCUGAAGAUUACCUACUACUGUCAAUCAUGAUUGUUAUGGAUUUAUUUGUGAGCAUCUCCUUCACCAGUGGUGUUAUCAAGACUAACCGUGCUUGUUACAAUUCUACAAUGUUUAUUGUCGUUGACCACAUCAGUUUUGCAGUUUUUUUUUCUUUUUUUUUUUUUUCCCCUUUCUGUGGCUGUACAAAUGGCUAUCUGUGUGACUUGCUAAUAGACAAUGGUUUAACUUUUGUAGGAUUGACACUAUUGUAUGGCAUAUAGGUGAAAUCAUCAUUGUGUGGUUGUCUUAAUAAUUGCUGGUGUUGAAAGUUUGCUUUUUAAAUAAAUCUGUGUAAAAUGAGA
Messenger RNA from Danio rerio (zebrafish), 1004 nucleotides. Gene Ontology annotation, molecular function: carbohydrate binding. The record is from RefSeq and is marked validated. NCBI's taxonomy places the organism in Eukaryota, Metazoa, Chordata, Actinopteri, Cypriniformes, Danionidae.